This is a messenger RNA of Racocetra persica, 228 nucleotides long. NCBI's taxonomy places the organism in Eukaryota, Fungi, Glomeromycota, Glomeromycetes, Diversisporales, Gigasporaceae. The record is from the annotation of a GenBank genome assembly.
GUCAAAUUAAACAAAAUUACAAAACAUGAUUGUAACACUAUGUAUAAUUAUGAACAAGAAAUAAGCGAUAGCGAUUCUGAAUUUAGUGAAGAUAAACUUGAAGUAUAUUUUUUACAAAACCAUCAUAAUGAACAUUUGAUAGAUGGCUUUCUAGUAAAUCCUGAAUAUCCAGCUCAAGAAAGCGAUGAGGAAUCAGAUCCUCAAAAUAAUUUAUCUGUGAUACCAGCA